Molecule: messenger RNA, 2658 nt
Organism: Nelumbo nucifera (sacred lotus)
Lineage: Eukaryota; Viridiplantae; Streptophyta; Magnoliopsida; Proteales; Nelumbonaceae
Product: protein NUCLEAR FUSION DEFECTIVE 4-like
Cellular component (GO): membrane
Source: RefSeq, a predicted model, not a curated record
UCAUCCCAUGAUUUCAUGAUCCAGCAAAGAACGUCGUUCGUCCUCCCUUCCCCCCAACCUGUUCUUUUGCGGGAAGACAAAACCAAAAAAAAAAAAAAAAAGAUACCUUCUCUUUCUCUGAUUCUUCUUUAAUCCGAUUGACCGAAAAUCUCAGGAAAACAAAAUCGCCUGGAAAUAAGAAGCAAUAGAAGAUCCUCUCGGUGUCGUAUCUCGAUUGGAUAAAGUUUUCUUCUGUUUUUUUGCUUCUCUUUUGAAUUUAGAUGUUCGGGAAGAUGCUGCCAUUCAAGGAAAAGUUUAGGGCUUUCAUCAAUAACAGAUGGCUUGUGUUCGUUGCCGCAAUGUGGAUUCAAUCCUGCGCGGGGAUUGGCUAUCUGUUUGGGAGUAUUUCCCCCGUGAUAAAGAGCUCUCUCAACUACAAUCAGAGACAGAUAGCGAGAUUGGGUGUAGCCAAGGAUCUUGGGGAUAGUGUUGGCUUUCUGGCUGGGAGUUUGUGUGAGAGCCUGCCCAUUUGGGGAGCUCUUCUCGUCGGUGCAUUACAGAACUUUAUUGGGUAUGGGUGGGUUUGGCUGAUUGUAACGGGUAGAGUGCCGAUAUUGCCUUUGUGGGCGAUGUGCAUUCUUAUAUUUGUGGGAACAAAUGGUGAGACUUAUUUCAACACGGCAGCACUGGUUUCAUGUGUACAGAACUUCCCAAAAAGUCGUGGUCCUGUAGUGGGCAUACUAAAGGGAUUUGCUGGAUUGGGUGGUGCAAUCCUAACUCAGAUAUAUGCAAUGGUAAAUGCUCCUGAUCAAGCGACAAUCAUUUUUAUGGUUGCAGUUGGACCUUCCAUGGUAAUCAUAGCAUUGAUGUUUAUUGUUAGACCGGUUGGAGGCCACAGACAAGUUCGGUCAUCUGAUGGUUCAAGUUUCACAUUUAUCUACAGUGUGUGCAUCCUUUUGGCUGCUUAUUUGAUGGGGGUCAUGCUUGUUGAAGAUAUCGUUGAUCUGAACCACACUGUGGUCACACUAUUUACAGUUAUUUUAUUCAUUCUCUUAUUGCUUCCCAUUGUGAUUCCCAUACUACUGAGUUUUUCCUCAGGUGUGAGAGCACCUGCUGAAGAAAGCCUUCUACCUGAGUCUCAGAAAGAUGGACCUAGUAAAUCUGGACAGGAUGUGAAUGAGGUUAUUUUUAGUGAGGUGGAAGAUGAGAAGCCUAGGGAAGUUGAUUUGCUCCCGGCAUCAGAAAGGCAAAAACGUAUUGCUCAGUUGCAAGCAAAACUAUUCCAAGCAGCUGCAGAAGGAGCUGUUAGAGUGAAGAGACGGAAGGGCCCACGUAGAGGGGAAGAUUUCACCUUGAUGCAGGCACUGAUAAAGGCAGAUUUAUGGCUCAUCUUUUUCUCCCUCUUAUUGGGUUCAGGUUCUGGAUUGACAGUGAUUGAUAAUUUGGGCCAAAUGAGCCAGUCUUUGGGGUAUGACAAUACACAUAUAUUUGUGUCCAUGAUAAGCAUUUGGAACUUCCUUGGUCGUAUUGGUGGUGGUUACUUCUCUGAAGUUAUUGUAAGGGAUUAUGCAUAUCCAAGGCCAGCGGCCAUGGCUGUAGCUCAGGUUAUUAUGGCAAUUGGUCACUUCUUCUUUGCUAUGGGAUGGCCUGGGGCAAUGUACAUUGGUACUUUGUUGACUGGACUUGGUUAUGGGGCCCAUUGGGCAAUUGUUCCUGCUGCAGCGUCUGAAUUGUUUGGCUUGAAAAACUUUGGAGCUUUAUAUAAUUUCCUCACACUAGCAAAUCCUGCAGGAUCUCUAAUCUUUUCUGGUCUCAUUGCUAGCAGUAUUUAUGAUCAUGAAGCAGAGAAACAAGCUCAUAGAAACUUAGGAAAUCUGCCAGGGAAGAUGCCUGAUGUGUUACUUGGUAUGGACGAGUCACUUAAGUGUGAGGGUGCUAUAUGCUUUUUUCUUACUUCCAUGAUAAUGUCUGGACUCUGCAUCGUUGCAGUCUUGUUGAGCUUGAUUGUUGUUUACCGGACCAAGAUUGUCUACAAAAAUCUCUAUGGAAAAUCACGUACUUGAGUUUGGAGCAAGAGACUAGUCCCAGAAGAUAACUUUUACGAAAAGAGUAGAACCUAAUCUGUUUCUUCUGGUGGUAUAUUGUCCUACUUAUAUAAGGUCAUGGGUCUCCCUUAUUUCUUAACUAGAUUGUCUGGAAAGAAGUGGCUGUUGAGGGAGGCAGGUGAUAUGGGCGUCUUCUCUGGAGAGAAGAAAAGCAGAAUUUGGUGUUUCUAUAUGCUUGUGCUAGCUACAGGGUUUUGUCAUAAAGCAGAUUCAUUUCUCUGCUCGAAUGUUGCUUCUUGUGUCUCCUCUCUAUCUUCUGAAGACAUUUAUUUGGUCUGAGGUUCUUCACCUGUGAUAUUUUUUACAUCUACGGGGGUGCAUUGUGGUUGUUAGUUGUAACUAUAACCUUUCAAAUUUAUGUAUUUUAUUUGACUGAGUAAUAUGUAUCCUUUUCUCGGGAGAGAUGAUUUGCCAAAAUAAUCGAUGUCGCUGCUUGAAGCAAAAGAUUAUACAUUAAGCACAUAUUUGGAUUAGGUGCUGGUUUUUGGUUCCUAAUGACGUUGAUAUUCUGUUAUUUUACUGGAGGGGGAAAGCUGUACACAGGCUACAAAUUAAUGCACCGUUUCCCGUUUCC